Messenger RNA from Neodiprion virginianus, 1188 nucleotides. It is a transcript of the gene firl, whose product is annotated as epidermal retinol dehydrogenase 2-like. NCBI's taxonomy places the organism in Eukaryota, Metazoa, Arthropoda, Insecta, Hymenoptera, Diprionidae. Gene Ontology annotation, cellular component: lipid droplet. Gene Ontology annotation, molecular function: oxidoreductase activity, acting on the CH-OH group of donors, NAD or NADP as acceptor. The transcript has 8 exons. The coding region runs from base 165 to 1088 and encodes 307 amino acids. The record is from RefSeq and is a predicted model, not a curated record.
AUGGACAAUCUUCAGGGCCGACCAACUUCCGGUGGAUACUUAUAAAUACAAUCACUGUCGACUCAUACCUCGACUCAACUGGUCUCACAAUCAGUGAUGAAACCAGCUCUGUAGAAUUCUGUCAAUUCCUGCCUAUAUGCAAAAAGACAGUCACUUGUGCAAUCAUGGUUACGGCGUACGCAGGGAUCGCGAUCUUCGCUGACAUUUUUCUUUUUCUCGUCAAAGUGACGUACUUUAUCGUCGAGGGUACGUUCCGGAUAUUUUUUCCCGUCGAGGAGAAGAGCGUCGCCGGCGAAAUUGUUUUGAUUACCGGUGCGGGUCACGGGAUUGGCAGAGAGCUAGCCUUGCAGUACGCUUCCCUGGGAGCGAAGAUUGUUUGUUGGGAUUUGAACGAGAAGAGUAACAACGAAACUGCCGAGGAAAUUAAGAGAGCGAACGUUGCUUCGGCAGUGUAUACCUACAAAUGCGACGUAACGAACAGGGAGGAGGUGUUCCGGGUGUCAGAAAAUGUGCGAAAGGAAGUCGGUGACGUGACAAUUCUCGUAAACAAUGCCGGUAUCAUGCCUUGUCGUACACUCCUGGAUCAUACGCCCGAAGAGAUACGAAAGAUUUUUGACGUGAACGUGAUCGCCCAUUUCUGGACGCUCCAAGCCUUCUUGCCGAGCAUGAUUGAAAAAAAUCAUGGACAUGUCGUGGCCCUGUCGUCGAUGGCUGGAAUCUCGGGACUUCCGAACCUGGUGCCCUACUGCGGAUCCAAAUUUGCCGUCAGAGGAUUGAUGGAAGCCACGGCGUUGGAGCUGCGGGACUUGAUGGCAACGAAAGAAAUGAACAUUAAGUUCACGUGCGUUUUUCCAUACAUGGUUGACACUGGGCUGUGCAAAAAACCAAAAGUCAGGUUUCCAAGUAUAAUGUCACUACUUCCACCAAAGGUUGCCGCCACUGAAAUCGUUAGGGCACAACGGCGCAACAUUCCGGAAGCCUCGAUACCUGGCAUAUUUUUUCAUGUCAACAAUGUAGCGAGGAAUUUCCCUACCAAAGUUGGAUUGUUGCUGAGGGACUUCCUGGACAGCGGUGUUGAAGCAGACUGAUCUUAAAUGUCUCGUAUAAAGAUAUGAUUGUUAAUUUAUUUUUAAGGAAAAUAUUCGUGUACACGUAUCAAGAUUAUUAUUAAAUAAUAUUUUAUACGUC